GGACGGUGAGGAGAGCAGGUGUGUCUCACGCUCAGUGUCUAGAGCAUGUAAGAGAAAAUGGGCAGCAGUGAAUGGGAGGGGUUACUGGAGCGGCGGCUGGCGGUGCUGCCUGGGUCUCGGGAUCCAGGUGGGGGCCCUAUCUUGGUCAUACCGCUGCCACAAGAUCCAGCCCUCCAUGAUGUUGGGGGCAUCUCCGCCACCAUAAAGUAUCUCAAGACAAUCCCAAGCGUGAGUUCUCGUGACCGCGGUUGGGUGGUGGUGGUGGAUGCCCGAGUGUGUCAUUAUCGUUUGGUAAAGCCCACAGUGAGCACCGUGCGCGCCACUUUGGGCCACAUCAGACACCUGUUUGUGGUUCGGCCGGAGGGAUUCUGGGACAAGCAGCGUGUCGACUGUCGGAAGAGCGAGGUCGAUAGUCAGCCGAUUUAUGUAAGUGUAAGCAAGCUGACGAAGUACAUGGAGUUGUCGCAGCUGCCGGUUGAGCUCGGCGGAACUCUGGACUACGACCACUUCGCUUGGCUCAAGACGCGCAAGGCCUAUGAAGAGUUUGUAGAUGAAUGCGAACGCGCCCGUCGGGACUUGGAGACACUGCAGGCGGAGCUGCGCCGGGAAGAGCCAUGCAGCCGAGCGUCAACCCUCCACGACCUCCUCUCCGUCAAUUCGAACACCUAUAAUACCAUCACCGCCAGACCCGCAAUCAUCUUCAACAUGGGUCAAGAGGUUCUCAAAGUGCUGGAAAUGGACGAAGAGUCGGGCUUCCGAGUGUGCGAGGGCCAAGGGGACGCUGCAGAGGCCGCGUCAAGAGUACGCACAAUGCUCCACGAUCUGCAUCUUCUGACCACCGCCGUUGAAGCCUGCUGGAGGAGACUCAACACCGCCCUCGACACUUACAUGCAGGUCCGCGAGCUGGAAACUGAGAUGAACGACAUCGGUCAGUGGCUGGUGUCGGCGGGCCAGACCCUUUUGGCAGACACCAGCAUCGGGACCACCACCGAGCAGGCUGAGGCGAUCCUGAGGGAACACGAGGCCAUCGAACUUAAAUGCAGGGAAACUUACGGACGAUGGGCGGGGCUUAGAUACCGUGUGGAAGACGCCCUUGAUCGCGGUGAUGGUGACCUCCGCGCUCUAGCAGAUCAUCGUACCACGACUACAGAUCUCAGGUCCCUCAAGGACUAUACUGAUACCCUUGUCAGGACGUUCGCCACGCGUCUGGACCGGCGGCGGACGCUGAUCUUGGCUUCCGUCAGGUUCCAUCGUAUCGCCGCCCAGAUGUGCGAGCGCUGCUGUGUCCUUCUGCAGCAGAACCGGUGGCUCCCUCACACCGACGACGUGGAUACGCUCAAGAAGACGCUGCGGGAACUCACGGCGAGGAAGGAAGCUAUCGACUACUUGGCCUCCGAAGGCACGCGAGCGGGUGAGAAGCUUCUUGACCUCCUGACAGUGGGCGUGAAGGAUCUCUCCGGUCGGGACGUGACCCCUGACUACACAGGAGAGUUGAACCACGUGCACGCUCUCCUCACAAACGUGCACGAGCAGUACGCGCGAGCGGCACGGCAGGCAGACCUACACAAGUUAAGGUUACAGCAGAAUAUCCAGCUACUCACCUGCCAGAGGGAUGUCAAGCAGGCAUACAAGUGGCUGAAGGCUCUUUUGGAGGCCCUGGUCAAAGCUCACUCUCACGUGGGUCGAUCAUCUGAGGAAAUCAGGAGGUUGAAGACUGAGCACCAGCAGUUUCAGGAAACAGCAACCGGUACAUUUGAGUACGGCUUCGAGUCAGCUCGAGCGGCGCUGCUGGUGGAGAAAUCAGCAGGCGGCUCGGUGCUGUCGGAGAGCCGUCGCAUGGUAGGUGACCUGGAGUACGUUUGGAAGAUGUUCGUCCAGGGAUCUCAAGAGCAACUCACCAGGCUCAGAGUUGCGGGAGUCUUCUUUAGGACAAUGGAACAGCACCUCGAGAGGCUAGACGCCCUGUAUGCCGGCGUCAUGGAACGUUUGAACGGGCGUCAGGCGUCUGAUGGAGAAACCCGGAAUCUCCUCAGUUCCAGGGACCGAUUGCUGAGGGAAAUCGGAAGGAACGUCCGCUUGGGAAAGCUCUUGAAGGAGCGGCUGCUGGAUCCCCUUGUUCCCAAUUAUAGCGUCCGUGACCACAACGAGAACCUGUUGGCCCAAGAGUCCAUCACCGAACGCAUUCAGCACAUCACUGCCAGGGCACAGCAACUCGACGCACUAAUGUUCCCAACGGCCGUCUCCACCGCCACCACCGAUCCCAGUCCUCGAGUCGAGACCGAUCAUGAGACAAGCGGAAGCACCGAAUAUUGGACGUGCUCUGAGUGCACGUGUUCAGGAUCCGGCACGUAUUACACGUGCCCCGAGUGCCGCCAGCUGCAGGAUCUCUUCACCACUGAUGACACGCGGCCGCCCUCCGAGGUCGACCUUCCCCUUGACGAAAUCCUUAGGAGGAGGUCGAGGUCGAGGUCGAAGUCAGGCUCGAAGGAGAAGGCUAAAAGACGCAGCAGGUCUAGAUCGCGAAGUCGCUCGAUCUCUCAAGGGAAGGACAAGAAAGUCGCUGCCAUAACCAUCGUGGCGAAAGUGCGGCGCGACGCCCCACAGGACCACCCGGAUGCCAUAGAGAGGGCCUCGAGGUCGCGCUCCAGGUCGAAGUCCCUGACUCGAGAGAUCGUAGCGUCUUUCAAAGAAUUCCGAGAUAAGGUCACGCGGGGCAGAUCCCGCUCUAAGUCUCGAGAGCGCCAGGAGGAGACAGAGGACGAGUCUGCCCUCCCGCCGCAGCCGUCCGCCACCGAUGCCGCCGCGCAAGAGCCAGUCCCGAACGGCGACGUGCGCAUUCCCGUGCAGGUGCAGAUGGUGCCGCAAGAGGCUCCUCCUCCUCCUCCUCCUGGGACACAGGAGAAGGCAUGGAAGGAGGUGUCGUCCGAGAAGGUGACGACGCGCGUGGUGCUGCACGAGGGCGACGGGAGGGGCGACAGGACACUCACGCUGGAGAAAAUCACCUCCUACAGGAAGCCGGAGGAAGACGUCGCUGCAACGGACACUCAGAGGGAUUCCAUCAGGUGGACUUCUCCACCUUCUACCUCUGCAGCUGAUUCUUCCUCACAGCGACCUUCUGCUACUGCACAGUCUGUUGCUGUUGUUCCUGAGCUCUGUGACUCUGCUUUGUCUUCGGUCGAGGCUCCCCAGUUGCCACACUUUGCCAUAACCCCUCAGCCUGGUCAUACUCCACCAUCACCAGAGUCACACCUUCAUACACAUUCUGUAGAAGUCUUGCAGCAAGAUCAUCCAGCUUGCCAACCCCUUUCUGCUCCUGCUGCUGUAGAUACACUUUUACAAGAAGCACCUGAAGACUACGACGGUACCCACUUAAACAAUGGUCAAGAAACGGCAUUGGAACAUGUGUCUGAGACUUCGACUAUAGAUUCCGAAUAUAAACCUCCAAGUCCACCUUCGCCUCCGCUGGAAGAACCAUUGGAGGCCUCAAAAAUCGCAGAGGUUAAGGGUCCACUUGUCGAUGAAUCGGACUAUCAAGGGCAGAUCAAACCUAGUUAUAAGAGUAAUGAAGAAUGUGAUCUGGCCUCAACUGAGCCUGAAUUAAAUUUGGACGAUUUGCCACCUCCACGGCCACCGACUCCGACUGAGGUCGAUGAAACACCUCCUCCUAGGCCACCGGGGCCACACGAUGUUUAUGAAAGCGUGAUAGCAAAUGUCGGUUCACCUGUUUAUGAUAUCCCACCACCUCGCCCACUCCCCCCUGCUGCGCUUACGAUCACGCCGGCCACACCACCUAUAACUGAUGAGGUUCCCCCACCUAGACCACCGGAGCCACGCGAUGUAUAUGAAGACGAUAUCGGUCCACUUGCUUGUGAUAUACCGCCUCCUCGCCCACAACCUCCCUCUACGCUUGAGGUCGCCCCUCCUCCCCUUCCUCUUACCUCUCUAGACGAUACCUUUGAAGAUGAGGUCUUUGAGCACGCACCCCCGAGGCCUGAUCCUCCCAGCGACGACGCUGACGACGAGCGGGAGAUGACACCCCCCAGACCCGAACCCCCGCUUGAGUACGACAUCGCUUUCCCUCCGCGGCCAUCCCUGCCCACUAUACACGAAUCCUCCCCAUCCCUUUCCGACCUGUCCCCCACAAAGGAGGAACCACCGACAAAGACACAGAAAGAAACUACCCCUCCGUGGCCCGAGCCUCCUGUAAUGACGCAAUUUACCCCUCCCAGGCCAACAGAGGCUGCCAUGAUGGCACAGCUGUCGCCACCUCUGCCUCCACCGCCACGUGUCGAGGCCGAGAAAUCAGCGGCAAAGCUUGUUCCGGUCGAAGUCUUACCCGAUACCUCAUCGCCCUCGGACCAACCGUACACGUCGUCCUCGCCAGAAAAGUCCGGUACUUCGCCUGAAAAAGAAUCGGACUUCGAGCCCGGAACCAUCCCAUCAACUCCUUCAGGAGCGCAACCAGCAGAAGCAGCACCAGCAGGAGACCCAACGUCUCCACGUCCCUUAGGUCUUCCGCCGCCCUUCCCUCGGCCCGUUGAGGACGAGGACGAGCUCAUGAGAAAGAUGCGAAAGAGCGCGGAAUGGCUGGAGCUAAGAGUCGUGGAGCUGACCCCAGGGAUGGUGUACCUCGGCGCCACCCUCGAGGAAGCGACGCAGCUUCUCCAGGCGCACGAGGAAGUCCUCGCCAAGCUGCAGAAGUUAAUCUCAGUAAUGAAGUCUAAACGAGGAGAUCAUGCCUACGUGAACGACGUGAAUGAAAGGUUCCUCAGAAAUAGUUGA
This is a messenger RNA of Penaeus chinensis, 4782 nucleotides long. RefSeq lists its product as uncharacterized. The record is from RefSeq and is a predicted model, not a curated record. NCBI's taxonomy places the organism in Eukaryota, Metazoa, Arthropoda, Malacostraca, Decapoda, Penaeidae. The coding region runs from base 58 to 4782 and encodes 1574 amino acids. The transcript is spliced from 22 exons.